AUGCCGACCGACACGAAGCGAAAAGCUGACAACGACGAGCCGAGGGCUGAUGGUUCCGACUACGACAGCGAUGGGUCCGAAGAACCCGACUUUAUCAAUGUCGACUUUGACUUUCGUGCACCCGAAGAAAUCGACUUCCUAGCCCUCAAGCGACUCUUGCAGCAGCUCUUCUACACGCACAACACCAAGCUCGAUCUAUCUUCACUAGCGGAUCACAUCGUCAAGACAUCCACCGAACAAGGCGUUGGUACGACCAUCAAGAUCGUAGAUGAUGAGGACCAAGAUCCAUACGCGUUUGUCUCGGCCAUCCCAUUGUCGAGCGACAAGAAGCAGGGAUUGGAAGCCGCAAACAGCCUCACCAAGUACCUCUUGGAAGCAUCCUCGAAACCCACAAGCAAAGCGGUGCAUGAUCUCAUCAAGAGCGCUGCAUCCAGCACUUCCACAAACCCGCCCGUCAUCGCAGUGCUUCACGAGCGUAUGGUCAACAUGCCUCCCCAGGUAGCACCACCUCUCUACAAGAUGCUGCUGGAAGAGGUGCGAGCGUCCCUCUCAUCCUCGUCCGCCACACAACCCUCGCACUAUCUCUUCUUUUCGCGUGUCUUCUCGGCUGAUGCAUUCUCGGACGACGAAGCCAUGGACGAAGACGACGACGACGAACCCUCCGGUCUGGCAGGCGCGAGGAAGAGGAAGGCGAAACUGGCACGUCGUGAAGCAAAAAAGGCUGGUGCCAAGAAGGAUGCUCCCAAGGCACGUGUUAUCUCGGACGGCAUGGCGUUGGCUGGAUCAUCGGACGAAGAGUUGGGUCUGUUCCACCCAGAAGAUAUCGCCAUCUCCAAAUUUGCGAGCAACUCGAUCACGUAUCGCUUCCCCCCACCUCCCGAUGCCUCGGACAGCUUUGAGGCUCCUCUUUUCGGACGAAUUGCGCUGGUACCCAACGACAAGAUGGACGCGCUCUUGCAAAAGAUCGAGGCUGACCUGUCGAUGCCUAUUUCUCAGUGA
Molecule: messenger RNA, 999 nt
Organism: Pseudozyma hubeiensis SY62
Lineage: Eukaryota; Fungi; Basidiomycota; Ustilaginomycetes; Ustilaginales; Ustilaginaceae
Exons: 1
Coding region: 1-999 (332 amino acids)
Cellular component (GO): nucleus
Source: RefSeq, a predicted model, not a curated record